Molecule: messenger RNA, 441 nt
Organism: Caenorhabditis briggsae
Lineage: Eukaryota; Metazoa; Nematoda; Chromadorea; Rhabditida; Rhabditidae
Exons: 4
Coding region: 1-441 (146 amino acids)
Source: RefSeq, a predicted model, not a curated record
AUGCUGAAAUUCCUGAUUCUUACUGUAUUUUUCGUUGAUUAUUUUAACGCUGAGCAAUGUAUGGAUGAAUUAUUUACUUGUACGGAUAUGGUGGAUUUGUGUAGUGAGCCGAAUAUUAAAAAUGAAUGCCCUCUAACCUGCGGAUUGUGUAUCCUGGACCCCAAUAUCUGUGCUGACCGUAAUCCGGAUUGUCCAACGUUCAGUUUUAUGUGUUAUAAAUAUGAAAAUACCCCCAAGGACUACUGUACUCCUAAAGACUACAGUAAGGACUACAGUACCCCCUGCAACUACAAAGACUACAAAAAAGCCGACUCCAACAACUCCAAAACCACCAUGCAAGGAUGCGUCGCCAAAUUGUCCAACAUGGGCGAAAAAUGGAUUCUGCACCAACACAUUCUAUCCACCGGAGACGAGAAAGGAAUACUGUGCGAAGACGUGUAA